GUAGUCGUUGGUCUAUACCCCCACAUGAUAAUAUAAUAAAAUCAAGCACAGAGUGAUAACCUUUUAAUGACACCGAUAGUGUAAAAAUAAGUAUUUUAACAAAAAAAAAUGGCCAACACCUUCAAAUAUCUCAACAAAUUAAGCCAAAGUUAUAGGUCACUGUCUACAACUGGUAGCAAAAAUGAUGCGUGGUUAUCUAAGAUAUUUGUACGAAAAAUUGAACCUACCAAAGAAUCCCAUAGUAGAAUGUUGAGCGAUAAAGAAAUUAUUUACUCUUUACAAACCCAUAACUAUAGGCCUGAUUCUAAAAUUGCUUAUUUACAAAAUGUUAAAAACACGGUUGAUUUUAUAAAAUCAAAAGAUUCCCUAUCGAAAGAGGUCGAAUUAGUUGGUUCUUGGACCGUCAAUGUGGGUGAUCAAGAUCAAGCUUUACAUCUGUGGAAGUUCACCGGAGGCUAUCAAAUGAUCGAUACUUAUAACGAAGUCGUAGGUAACAGCAAGGAUUUUCAACAACUGAACGAAGAACAAGGGAAAAUCGUCAGAUCUCGUCAUUUACAGUAUCUUUUAGCGUUUAGUUACUGGCCGCAAAUUUUGUUGAGACAACCGAAAAAUAUUUAUGAAAUUCGUAGCUAUGCGCUUAAACCGGGUACAAUGAUCGAAUGGGGCAACAACUGGGCUAGAGCUAUCAAUUACAGGCAAAAUAAUGAUGAAGCUUUUGCUGGAUUCUUUUCACAAAUUGGUCGAUUGUACAAUGUACAUCAUAUUUGGUGUUAUAAUAGUUUGAACGGUAGAAAAGAGACCAGGGAAAGUGCGUGGAGGUCUCCUGGAUGGGACGAAUGCGUAGCUUAUACAGUUCCUUUAAUUAGAGAGAUGCAUUGUAGAAUAAUGGUCCCGACUGAAUUUUCCCCAACUCAAUAAAUCUUAUGUCAAAGUUUAGAUCAGAAAUUAAUUAAAAAAGUUCACUCGUAAGAAAAUAGUUGAAAAUUACUUAUAAUACAUAUCUUACACAAUAUAUAUUGUGUUUUUAGUAGAAUUUUCUGGUGAAAGAGUGAACCGUUGCUGUGGGACGUUUGAUAAGUUGAUCACGCAAUAGCAACACUUAUAAUCACAAGUAGCUAAACGUGGUAACAAAGUAUACCGAACAUCAAUUUUAACCUUGUUUUUACUCGGUUGCAACGUUCUAAUGCGCGUUUCGAUAACCGAGUUAUCAUCUUCAAAAACUGUCUCUGAAGAUGACAACUUGGUUAUCGAAACGCGUUUAAUUAUGAUUAUUAUUGCAGUAGUACCGUGAACAAUAUAUUACCGAAUCGAUUGUUAAGUUUCCAGUUUCAUUUAUACAUUUCUUACUCUUAAAUAGAUAUUAGUCAGUUGACGUUUGAUAGGUAAUAGUUGACAUAUGUCAAACAAUUCUAGUGGCUCCAUCGCACGGAAUAUAUUGUGACUUAUCAAACGUCUUUGUAAUAUUAUAUAUAAAGCUUCUGUCAAAUUUUAGAGGUUAUAACUUGACAUUUAUAUCGAUAGUCAAUUAUUUAUAUAUCAUGGGAUAUAUUUCGUGUAAAUGCCAGGAUAUAAUUGCUUCUAUUUCAUUUAUUAAUGGUAUUAAAUUGCAAAAAUCGAGGGUAUAUUACAAAUUGUAUUGUCUUAUUGAAUAUAGAAAAAAACUUAUGUAAUUUGUA
This is a messenger RNA of Diorhabda sublineata, 1676 nucleotides long. Its product is annotated as protein NipSnap. The record is from RefSeq and is a predicted model, not a curated record. Gene Ontology annotation, cellular component: mitochondrion. The transcript is spliced from 5 exons. NCBI's taxonomy places the organism in Eukaryota, Metazoa, Arthropoda, Insecta, Coleoptera, Chrysomelidae. Bases 109 to 918 code for a protein of 269 amino acids.